AUGUUCAACGUGUACAACUUAGAGGACAUUCAAUUUGUAGAUUUAUGGUAUGCCUUCAUCGAGAACAGAACAGCAGAUAGCCUGACUAUGGAUAUUGACCCACCGAUGCACAAUUAUGCCUCUGCGUAUGUCUAUGCGGGCACCUUUGACCCAGCGGCCGAUCUAAAUGUUUACGGUGGCGGUUGCGAAAUACGCCAUCUGUCUGAGGACACUAACUGUCAAUCAGACCUCGCCGUGCCCGAUGCGGAGUACCACUUCCGUGCUUUUCUCUGCACGCCCAACAGAUUACUUUGCGCGAAAGCCCUCGGGAAUAGAAUAUGGACCAGAGCGCCUGGUAAGUAA
This is a messenger RNA of Dibothriocephalus latus, 342 nucleotides long. The record is from the annotation of a GenBank genome assembly. Lineage: Eukaryota; Metazoa; Platyhelminthes; Cestoda; Diphyllobothriidea; Diphyllobothriidae.